Calliphora vicina (urban bluebottle blowfly) is the source of this 2178-nucleotide messenger RNA. RefSeq lists its product as uncharacterized. The coding region runs from base 1 to 2178 and encodes 725 amino acids. Lineage: Eukaryota; Metazoa; Arthropoda; Insecta; Diptera; Calliphoridae. The record is from RefSeq and is a predicted model, not a curated record. The transcript has 6 exons.
AUGUCGUCACCUCAAAAUAAUAAUGAUCACAAAAGCUCUGAGGGCUGUCAUACACUCUCACCCCAACUGUUGAUACAUCAUCAUCAACAACAGCAACAACAACAACACCAACAACAUUUGUUUCAUAUGCAGCAAAUGCAACAAAUGCAAAACUAUCAAAAACAACAACAGCAGUUGCAACAGCAUCAAGACAUACAAACGAAACCUACAUUUGACUCUGAUAGCUGUUUGGCACAAAAACGUAAUCUUUAUGCCAUUAAAGAGCAAAUCGAAGACGAGGAUGAAGAGUUGGGUGAAGAAAAUAAACGUCAAGCUAGUGAAGCAUUGGAUGUUGCAUACGAUGCAGAUGUUGAUGAUGAUAUACCAAUGUGUAGUGGUGUGACAGUUGUUAUGACAACCACAGAGAGUUGUGAUAAUGGUAGUGGUGUUGGCAAUGGUGCUGCGGAAAAAGCCUUAAGGGUGGAGGAGGAAAGGCAGCAUAUCUAUGAGCUUUUCCAACCCUGGGCUUUGAAAACCUAUGGCGACCAGGCCAAAACUAAAACCAUUACCAUGCGCAAAAAGGUUAGAAUCUUGAAGGCUUUGGAAGGCAAAGAGCAUAGUCGGCCGGAUAGUUCCAAGUUUAGAUUUUGGGUUAAAAGUAAAGGUUUCACCACUAAACGCCCUGAAAGCUUUGAGGAUGCACCCUGUACACCACGCCCUAUGAAACCUUUAGCACCCAAUGCCAUACUUUCCGACAAUCCGGCUGAUGUGGAUCUUUAUGUGGCUUCUACCAAUAAGGAUUUCCAAAGUCCCUUGCGUCAUUAUCGCAAAGUGGCUGUUGUGGAAGAAUUCUUUGAUAUCAUCUACAACAUACACAUGGAAUUGGGCGGUAGAAGUGGCAUGCAUGCGGGACAAAAGCGUACAUAUCGCAUAAUCUCCGAAACCUAUGCUUUUUUGCCUCGAGAAGCCGUCACCAGAUUUCUUUCCAUUUGCCCUGAGUGCAAGAAGAACCUAAGACCUUCUUCUCCCUCCACCUCAGCUCAAGUUAGAGAUGAGGUGGUGGCAGUGGCACCAAAUGAAAGCUCCUCUGAAUUGGAGGUCUUAAAUUAUUCCUCACACACUGAAAGUUCUUUGGAAGGGGGAUCCACUACAAAAACUUUAACAAAAUUACCAGCACCUUUAGCCGCCUCUUUAGGCCAGCCUAUAAGUUUGGCUAAAAAACGCAGAUAUUCUAAUCCAGAUAAUAAUUCUAAAGCUUUUGUUGCCCCUGCUGAGCUGGUAGAUUUAACUCAAUCUUUACCCAGACGUAAUUCAAGUCCUAUUAUCAGUUCGGGAUCUAGUAAUAUACCGCCACCAACUCAUGCUUCCUCUAAUUUACCCAAAAUAAGAGUUAAUCCUCAUUUGCAAAGACCCUUUACCCCACCCUUAAUGGAAGGUUCGGCUUUUGCCCCUGCUCAUUAUGGUUUUGGUUAUGAUUUUCAUUUUCUUAAAUCUCGCGAUAAUUUAAUGCGUUAUUAUGAUUUUAUGCGAAGAAUAUAUUCAGGAAAUCUUUUAAUGCCUCCAGCUGUUAGUACCGCUCACUUACCACCCCCGCCUCCUUUGGCAACUGUUAUAAAUAAAGAAAUGUUACCCUCAUUACAAAAGUCCUACUCUAAACCUUUAGAGCCUUUGCACUCCACUUCUUCCUCGGAAGAUGAUGCUGACAAUAUCACUGUGCUAUCAGCCAAAAGAUUUAAAAGCUCUGCCGAAAGCUCGCAAACAACAAAAGCUUUAACAUCCUCCGGUCACUUUCAAAUACCAGCAAUUGCUACAGACUUUAUACAACCCACACAAAUCCGUGCAAUUAAUCUGUCCAAAAAUUCUUCUCCUUCUACUUUCAGUGACAAUGAGAAAUUAGGUUUCGAACCCAAGACUCCCCAACCCAUCAUUAACAUACCAACGCCUGCAAACAUUUCAGCCACUUCAACACCCACUUCAGUUAAAAAGGAAGCAGUAACUCCACCAAGAGCUUUCUCACACACAAGUCUGCGUGUACCUCAAAUGCGUUCGGUUUCAACAUUGGCUCCCUUGGAUUUUGAACGUUUGAAGCCUAUCACCUCCACAUAUCUGCAGUUAACACGCAGCAUGGGCUUAAGCGAUGAAGAGGCUUUGCGUUUUGACAAUGUGUUUAUCUCUUCUAUGACAUGCCUGGCUUUGUAA